Messenger RNA from Pseudoliparis swirei, 3106 nucleotides. It is a transcript of the gene slc13a3, whose product is annotated as solute carrier family 13 member 3. The coding region runs from base 94 to 1782 and encodes 562 amino acids. Gene Ontology annotation, molecular function: citrate transmembrane transporter activity; sodium:dicarboxylate symporter activity; succinate transmembrane transporter activity. NCBI's taxonomy places the organism in Eukaryota, Metazoa, Chordata, Actinopteri, Perciformes, Liparidae. The record is from RefSeq and is a predicted model, not a curated record. Gene Ontology annotation, biological process: monoatomic anion transmembrane transport; citrate transport. The transcript is spliced from 13 exons. Gene Ontology annotation, cellular component: membrane.
CACAAACAGCUGAUCCUCCUGCUCGUCCCAAUCCUGUUAUUGCCGCUCCUCUUCACUCUCCCGGAGAAGGAGGGAAAAUGUCUUUAUGUGGUGAUGCUGAUGGCUAUGUUUUGGUGCACAGAGGCCCUUCCUCUGGCCGUCACUGCGAUGCUUCCGGUCUGCCUCUUCCCAACACUGGGAAUUCUUCCAUCCAAAAUAGUCUGCCCUCAGUACUUCCUCGAAACCAAUUUUCUCUUCCUCAGUGGUCUAGUGAUGGCGUCGUCCAUCGAGGACUGCGGUCUGCAUCGCAGAAUCGCUCUGAAGGUCCUCACUAUCGUCGGAGUAAAACCAGCCUGGCUCAUACUGGGAAUGAUGCUGACCACGUCCUUCCUGUCCAUGUGGCUCAGCAACACCGCCACCACAGCCAUGAUGCUCCCUAUUGCUAAUGCCAUCCUGGAGAGUUUGUUCGGAGACUUGGAGACCCUGAAAGAGAACUCCAAGACCACAGGGAACAUUGAGGGUGAUAUAAUAAAUGGUCCUUCUCCUGUAAAGCUGCAUUCACUGCCCUCAGUGCCGUCCGAAAAACAAAUGCUGUCAAUAGACGGGACGGAUGGGAUCGAGCAGAGCGACACGAGGACGGCUGAGGAGAUCCGAUCGGAGUCUGAGUACCAGCUGAAAGUGUGGAAAGGAUUCUUGAUCUGUAUCCCUUACGCAGCGAGUAUCGGAGGGACCGCCACGCUGACGGGCACCGCGCCCAACCUCAUCCUGAUCGGACAGCUGAAAAACUACUUUCCAGACUGCGACCUCAUCAACUUCGGCUCUUGGUUUGCGUUCGCUUUCCCGCUCAUGCUUAUGUUCCUGUUUUUGGGAUGGAUCUGGAUCGCAUUUCUUCACGGGGGAUUGAAUUCACGAUUGUGCUUCACGAAACACGACCGGAGAGCCCAGGCCGAGGCCAAAGCACAGGCUCUAAUGGAGGAAGAUUACAGAAAACUAGGGCCCAUAAAUUUUGCAGAGGGAUCUAUCACUUUCUUUUUUGUAUUGUUUGCUGUUCUGCUUUUCACGAGAGAUCCCAAAUUUUUCCCCGGCUGGUCUAUGUUUUUUGUUAAAGGGUACGUCUCAGACGCAGUCACUGGGAUGAUCAUCGUGUCCAUGUUGUUCUUCUUCCCGUCGCAGAGACCUUCUCUGAGCUGGUGGUUUGACCCUCACGCAUCAAAUACUCCUUAUGUGCCUCUCUUAUCAUGGAAGAAAGCUCAGGACUCUGUGCCAUGGAAUAUUAUUCUGUUGCUCGGGGGCGGCUUCGCUAUGGCUAAAGCUUGUGAGGAGUCCGGCCUCGCCACAUGGAUUGGGGGCCACCUCCAGCCGUUGGGCGAGGUCCCUCCUGCUGCAGCUGUGAUGUUGAUCACUGCUUUCCUGGCCUGUUUCACUGAGUUCGCUAGCAACACUGCCACAAUUAUCAUAUUUUUACCCGUCAUUGCUGAACUGGCUAUUCUCAUCUCAGUGAACCCUCUGUACUUCAUGAUACCUGCAACAAUAGGAUGUUCAUACGCCUUCAUGCUGCCAGUGUCCACACCACCCAACGCCAUUGCCUUUGCAUCAGGACAUCUCAUGGUCAAAGACAUGGUGAAAACUGGCAUUGUGAUGAACAUCCUGGGCAUCCUCUGUGUCACUCUGGCCAUAAACACGUGGGGCGUGGCCAUGUUUGACUUGAACUCGUAUCCAGAAUGGGCCAACCCCAUGAACAAGUCUGCUGGUGUUACUGACGUGCACCUAUCACUUGUCCAGUCACUCAACGCUACGCUCUGAUUACACAUCCAAAGAGUAUCAGAAGACGACACAAAAAUGUAACACUAAACAGAGACAUACACUACCGUUCAAAAGUUUGGGGUCAUCCAGACAAUUUUGUGUCUUCCAUGAAAACUCACUUUUAUUUAUCAAAUGAAUUGAACAUUGAAUAGAAAAUAUAGUCAAGACAUUGACAAGGUUAGAAAUAAUGAUUAAUAUUUGAAGGAUUAAUUUUGUUCUUCAAACUUCAAGCUCAAAGGAAGGCCAGUUGUAUAGCUUAUAUCACCAGCAUAACUGUUUUCAGCUGUGCUAACAUAAUUGCACAAGAGUCUUCUAAGGCGAUUAGCAAACACAAUGUACCAUUAGAACACUGGAGUGAUAGUUGAUGGAAAUGGGCCUCUAUACACCUAUGGAGAUAUUUCAUUAGAAACCAGACGUUUCCACCUAUAGUCAUUUACCACAUUAACAAUGUAUAGUGUGUAUUUCUGAUUAAUGUUAUCUUUAUUGAAAAAACAGUGCUUUUCUUUGAAAAAUAAAGACAUUUCUAAGUGACCACAAACUUUUGAACGGUAGCGUAAGUCUGUCUGUAGACGUCUGGGAGCUUCAGCUGUUACCUGCUAUGAUGCAUUGAUUAAGUUUGUGACACUCAAGUAUCAGGAUUUCCUCCUGAGAACUGGUAUUUUUAGCACACAAGUUUUAAAUUGUAGUAAAAUGGUGCAAGAAAAGAAAAUCCUAAAAAAGAGGCAUUUAAUCUCAACAACAGCCGGAGUCGGUUCUAUAUUUUAAAACACCAGUCAGACUGCAGUGUGUUUGUAUUGAUGCUUGGCUCACCUCUGCUUGAAGAAUGAAAUAUACCUCUGGGAAUAAUUAUGGUCAAAUAUAUAUUUGAUAUAAAUAUCUUAUUAUUAUUUGUCAUGCGCAGUCCAGGUUGUCGCAACGAGAGAGGACCCAAACGCCGACAUUAUUGCACAAAAACAAUCUUUACUCCAAGAAACCAGAACAGGACGACAAAACACACGGACCAAACAGUACGAAGCCACACUGGGAAUGAGACGAACAGGGUUUACAUACACAGGCAAGGUGAGAGGAUUGGACAACGGGGAACGAGACACAGGUGGACACAAUGAGGGCGGGGCCAGCAAUCACAGAAGGAAACAAUCAGGGCCAGGGCAGACACUCACAGGGAGACAGACGACACAAGGACUUCCAAACAAGACACAAAACUAACACAAACUCCAGAUCAUGACAGUACCCCCCCCUCAAGGGACGAAUUCCAGACGGCCAAGCGUUCCACAAGGGUGGGUGGAGGGGAGCCGGAGGAGGGUCCAAGGCUGCAGAAGCAGUC